Messenger RNA from Oreochromis aureus, 1416 nucleotides. RefSeq names its product muscarinic acetylcholine receptor M3. Gene Ontology annotation, biological process: adenylate cyclase-inhibiting G protein-coupled acetylcholine receptor signaling pathway; G protein-coupled receptor signaling pathway, coupled to cyclic nucleotide second messenger; chemical synaptic transmission. Gene Ontology annotation, cellular component: synapse; plasma membrane; dendrite. Gene Ontology annotation, molecular function: G protein-coupled serotonin receptor activity; G protein-coupled acetylcholine receptor activity. Bases 1 to 1416 code for a protein of 471 amino acids. Lineage: Eukaryota; Metazoa; Chordata; Actinopteri; Cichliformes; Cichlidae. The transcript has 6 exons. The record is from RefSeq and is a predicted model, not a curated record.
AUGGGUUCCUCUCUAUGCGUCAUCUCUCCUCAAGUGGCCAGGCUCUUCAACGGGACACACCCUGCCAUUGUCAUCCAGACAGUCAGCUCCACCCCCCGACCUUUAGCACACUCUGCUUUUGAGACCUUAUGUGUCUUGGUCACAAUGAACCUGACCUCCAGCUCCGAUCCUGUCUACUUCCUUACCAGCAGAUUUCCUGAUAAGAGAGACCAGCCAGAUACCAUCAUCACAGCUGACUCUGCUAUCUUAGGUGGCUCCUACCAGAGUAUGGGCAGUUCAGCAGAUAACAGAACAUUAAUGCUCCCUGCAGAUGAGUUUAAUCCAUUAGGAGGGCAUACUAUCUGGCAGGUCAUCAUAAUUGUCCUCCUCACUGGAUCACUUUCUCUUGUCACUAUUGUUGGCAACAUCCUAGUGUUGGUGUCAUUCAAGGUAAAUAAGGCACUGAAGACAGUGAACAAUUACUAUCUGCUGAGCCUAGCCUUUGCUGACCUGACAAUUGGAACGCUGUCAAUGAAUUUGUAUACCACCUACAUUAUCAUGGACCAGUGGGCCCUGGGGCCAGUUGUUUGUGACCUGUGGCUUGCAAUAGACUAUGUGGCCAGUAAUGCCUCUGUCAUGAAUCUGCUAGUCAUCAGCUUUGACAGGUAUUUUUCUGUGACCAGACCACUGACUUACCGGGCCAAACGAACAACCAAGCGGGCUAUGACCAUGAUUGGAUUAGCCUGGUCAAUCUCUUUUAUUCUUUGGGCCCCAGCCAUUCUUUUUUGGCAGUACAUCGUGGGUGAGCGGACAGUACAGCCAAAUGAGUGCUAUAUUCAGUUCUUGUCUGAGCCUAUAAUUACAUUUUGUACAGCUAUUGCUGCCUUCUACUUGCCAGUAACUAUUAUGGCAAUCCUGUUCUGGAAGAUCUAUCAGGAGACAGAGAAGCGAGCUAAAGAUGUACAGGGUCUCAAGGGAUCUGGGUCAGGGAACAGCGCAAAUCAGGCUCCAAAUGAAGGGGGUAGUAGUGGAAAAGAAGGUAUCACCAUGAAAGACGCUGCAGUGGCCAAACGCUUUGCCUCCAAGGCCAAGACAGAGAUCAGCAAGCGCAAGAACGAAAAAAAGGCAAAUGAGAAAAAAGCUGCAAGGACACUUAGCGCCAUUCUGUUUGCCUUCAUUACAACAUGGUUACCAUAUAAUAUCAUGGUUUUGAUCAAUACUUUUUGUCAGGACUGUAUCCCUGAAACUCUCUGGGCUCUGGGCUACUGGUUGUGUUAUGUUAACAGCACAGUCAACCCUAUGUGCUAUGCCUUAUGUAACAAGACCUUCAGGACAACGUUUAGAGAUAUUUUAAUGUGUCAGUGGAAUCAAAGAAAGGACAAGCCUCAUUUUUAUCAGAGACAGGCUGUGGUAUUCCAUAAGAAAGAGCCCAUGUAG